Mus caroli (Ryukyu mouse) is the source of this 1741-nucleotide messenger RNA. The record is from RefSeq and is a predicted model, not a curated record. Lineage: Eukaryota; Metazoa; Chordata; Mammalia; Rodentia; Muridae.
CUUGUGUACCCUGCAGGCCAGUGUAUUGGUUACUUUCUGCUGCUGUAGUGAACCAUGGAUGAAAACAACUUGGGGAGGAAAGGUUUCAUUAGAUUUAUACUUCCACAUCAUAGCCAUUGCAGCAAGUCACAGCAGGAAGCAAGCAGGAAGGAACCUGGAGGCAGAGACUGAAAAAGAGAUCGCAGAGGAGUCCUGCUUAAAGGCUUUCCGUGCCUCUCGGUGUGCUGUGGUUUCUCCUCUGGAAGGAGCAUCGCUGAAAGUUGAGCCUCACUUCUCCAGAACACUCCUGAGAUUCACCAUCGAGUUUGUGAAUUAAACCUUGGUCUUAGCAUGACUGCCAGGGAUUCAGGGGACUUCUAGGUGCAGGAUUCUGAGUGACAACCAUAAUCAGCGGAUUAAAAAGAAAUCUGGUCACUUGGUGUACAAAAGGCUUAUUGGAGAUUUUUGUGCCCAGAGGGGAAUUAAUUUCAACACAGUGGCAGAAGAUCUCUGAGAUCAGCAAUUCCUAAUCAACUCACAGGAUGGAGACAGCAGUCUAUGCUAGGAGUACCAGGAACGAGAAGGUUUUGAACUGUUUGUAUCAAAAGCCGGAUGCACUUUUCAAACUGAUCUGCUUUCCCUGGGCAGGAGGCGGCUCCACUCAUUUUGCCAAGUGGGGCCGAAAGAUUAAUGGCUUGCUGGAAGUGCAUGCUGUAAGACUGGCUGGAAGAGAAACCCGACUUCAAGAACCUUUCUCAAAUGACAUCUACCAGAUAGCUGAGGAAAUUGUGACUGCCCUGUUGCCCAUCAUCCAUGACAAAGCGUUUGCAUUUUUUGGCCACAGUUUGGGAUCCUACAUUGCUUUUAUUACUGCACUGCACCUAAAGGAGAAAUAUAAAAUGGAGCCGCUGCAUAUCUUUGUGUCCAGUGCCUCUGCCCCUCAUUCAGUAUUCCGGCCUCAAGUUCCUGAUCUUAACAAAUUGUCAGAAGAACAAAUAAGAGAUCACCUUCUGAUUUUUGGAGGCACUCCCAAGCAUCUCAUCGAAGACCAGGAUUUUCUGAAGCAAUGCAUUCCUUUGCUGAAGGCAGAUGCUGACAUUGUGAAAAAAUUCAUCUUUGACAAACCCUCCAAAGCUCUUCUUUCUCGGGACAUAACGGGCUUUAUUGGAUCUGAAGAUGUAGUGAAGGAUAUAGAAGGAUGGAAAGACAUAACCAGUGGGAAGUUUGAUGUCCUCAAGCUGCCAGGUGACCACUUUUAUCUGAUGGAACCGGACAACGAGGACUUUAUCAAGAACUACAUAGCCAAGUGUUUGGAGCUCUCCUCACUAGACUGCUUCUAGAUGAGUUUUCUCUGGGGUUUCUAAUAUGCAAACUGAUCACAGGCUGUUCCUCCAGGUCCAGCUUUUAGUUCUUAGAGGUCGGAAAGAUGCGUAUUAAUGAAUUUCUUCAUGGAACAUUUAUCUCUCUGGGGAAAGGACACGGGCUGAAGUGGAGCAGAGGCAUUAUUGGGAGUUGACAGUUGCAGAGGGAAGAGGGGGUGGGUUUUCUUUGGGGGACUUUGCCACCAAUAGGUUACCGAGUCUCCAGUAAAUGACACCACACCUUGUAGCACAUGCAGGCAGCUCUAAUUGGACUCUGAAGCUGGGAGGCAGGGAUGUCCGUCACAGGGGUUGGAAAGGCCAGCGGGAAGUGGGUAUGAUCAAAACGCACUGUUUACACUUGGGAAAUUUUCAAAGAAUAAAUAAAAAUAUUGCUAAAGAAA